CCAGUCAACCGGAUGUCUCAAUAUGCGCAUGUGCGUAUUCUCUAUCAUUAGUCUAGUUUUUUUUUACAAGUCGACAUCAGAUUUUGGUUGAGAGAGAAAAGUUUUUUCUCGCAGACACUCAUCGCCAAAUUUGUGUUACUCAAUAAAAAUGCCGAAGGGUCGCUCAAGAGGAAGAGCUGGAAGAGGUCAAGGCGACGGGAGUCAAGCUGGUCCAAGACCUGGUCAGCAGGGUGAUGGCCCCCAACAUCCUCAACAAGCGCCUCAGCCAAGAUUCCCACCUGCACACAUGGCCCAACAAAGACCACCCAUGAUGGGGGACCCGGGACCAAGACAACCGGCCAUGCGUCAACCAAUGCCCCGACAGCCUGCACCACAUGCUGCGCCUCUCGCAGCUACAGCUGCUGCUGAACAAAGCGGGGGUGCUGCUGCAGCCCCUGUUGGAUCUGGCCGUGCCAGUUACAGAGGUGGAGCACAGCCAGCACCUGUUGGUGGUGCUGAGAGACUGGCGAAAGAAUUUGGUAGACUAUCCAUGAGAACAAGAGAUGAAUUUGUUGAAACUAAACCUGCAAAUUUAACAGUCCGACAAGGUGUGUCCGGCACUCCAGUACAGUUGUAUUGUAACUAUUUUGAGAUCUUGGCUAUGCCCCAAUACAGCCUUCAUCAUUACCACGUUAGCUUUGCUCCUGAAAUAGAAGGCAAAAGAAUUCGCAAGGCCCUCCUCAUGCAACAUGCCGAGAAGUACUUUGGUCACCUGCACCUGUUUGAUGGUAUGAUGUUGUUUCUACCCCAGAAAUUGCCUGAUAAACUAGAGCUGGUGUCCAAGUGUAAUGUUACUGACCAAAUUUACACCAUCACAGUAACCUGGCGUUGUAAAGUUGUACGUACUUCGCCCACCAUUAUCCAACUGCUGAACAUUCUCUACAAACAGAUUCUGUCUUCAUUACAUUUGGUUCAAAUUGGCAGAAAUUAUUAUUCCAUUCCGGAUGAGAUACCCAGAGACAACAAACUGGCACAAACCCACAAAUUGACCGUCUUUGAUGGCAUCCAGAGCAGCAUUUUGAAUUACGAGAAAGGAGCAAUGUUGUGUGUCGAUAUUUCCCACAAAGUGAUGCGUACCGAUACAGUUGCCGAUCUUAUGCGCAGCUGCCGUAUGCAUGUUGGCGCAUCUGGAUGGAAGGAGACAAUUAUGAAGCGUUUGUUGGGGAAAAUUGUUCUAACCAGAUACAAUAAUCGUACAUAUCGAGUGGAUGACAUCGAUAUGGACAUGUUGCCAACCAGAACUUUCCGCAAGCACAAUGAAGAUGUCUCUUUUGUAUCCUACUACAAAACGAAUUACGGCAUCAAUAUCCGACACCUUGAUUUGCCUAUGCUUCUUAGUAAACCCAAAGCUCGUGAUAUCAGAAGAGGCCAGAAUACCCCCAUCUACUUAGUUCCUGAAUUAGUUGUUAUUACUGGUCUUGAUGACGAUGUCAGGACAAACUAUGAAAUAAUGAAGGACCUGGCUCAGACCACUAGGCUGACCCCUGAAACAAGAGUUGAAAGACUAAAGAGGUUUAUUGGAUCAACCCGAAAAAACAAAGACGCCAUGGAGCUUGUUGAGAAGUGGAAACUCCAACUUUCUGACAAUUUGGCAGCCAUUGCUGGGCGUGUACUUGAACCCGAAAAGAUGUACAGCAGCACCAAAUCGCUGUCUUACCAGUCCCGCGACCCAGAUUGGUCCAGAGAUCUCCGUGACAUGUCACAGGUUGCUACGAUGUCUGUAGACAGAUGGCUACUCAUCUAUCCAAUGAGCUGUGGCCGUAUGGCUAAAGAUUUAGAGUCCUGUCUUCAGCGUGUUGCCAAGCCUCUAGGAAUCCGAUAUGCUGAACCCUACUGGUGUGAGAUCCCGGGUAACGACGCUUCAGGACAGGGUUACAUAUCAGCCAUCAAAGAGAAAGUCACAGAAUCCACUCAGUUGGUUGUGGCAUUAGUGUAUGAUAACUCCAAAGGCAGAUAUGAUGCAAUCAAGAAAUUCUGCUCUAUUGACCAACCUGCAGGAAAACCAGUCCCAUCACAGGUAAUUGUGCAGAGGACACUGAACAGGAAGAAUGUCUUCAUGUCAAUCGCCACCAAGAUUGCCAUCCAAAUCAACUGCAAGCUGGGAGGAGUCCCAUGGUGUGUCACAGUUCCGAUAAAACGCUUCAUGAUUGUUGGCAUUGACCAUUACCACGACUCUGCUAAAAAGGGUCAUUCAGUUGGUGGCAUCGUGGCAAGCAUGAAUAAUGAGAUGACCAAAUGGUAUUCACGUACAACCUUUCAAACCGCUCAUGAGGAACUCUCUUCAAAACUUCAUAUUGUCACACAAAUGCUCUUGAAAAGAUAUUAUGAAAUCAACAACUGUUUCCCUGAGCGUAUAUUCAUCUUCCGAGACGGUGUUGGUGAUGGCCAGUUGAAUGUUCUACUGAAUUAUGAGGUCAAGCAGUACACAGAAGCCUUUAAAAAUUUCCCAGAUGCUAAUUUCAGAUUAACUGUUGUUGUGGUCAAAAAGAGAAUCAAUACUCGUCUAUUUUCCAAAGCUGGUGUCCAGUGGAUUAACCCUUUGCCAGGAACAGUCGUCGAUUCUGCUAUCGUCCGCAAUGAAUGGUAUGAUUUCUUCAUAGUGUCCCAAAGUGUGCGCCAGGGUACAGUGUCUCCAACACAUUAUAAUGUCAUCUACGACACAUCAGGCUUGAAACCAGAUCACAUCCAGAAGCUGACUUACAAAAUGUGCCAUUUAUAUUAUAACUGGCCGGGAACCAUCAGAGUGCCAGCACCAUGCCAGUAUGCUCACAAACUUGCCUUCUUGGUGGGGCAGAGCAUUCACAAAGAACCAGCCAUGGUCCUCCGUGAUAAACUCUUCUACCUGUGAUGCAGAGGCCUUCAUAAAAACUCAACCAAUUCCCAUACUCAUUGAUUUUCACUGCGUAUGAACCAUUUCAGUGCAAGUUGCUUCAAGUUGAACUGUUAUCAAAAGCCCAAAGACAAAGAAGUCGUUUGAGGCUGUUCCACAUUUCUGAUAUUUGACGCGGAUUCGAUAGGACCUGCAGUCAUUUAGCCUUAGAAGGGUACUUUUUGGAUAGG
Messenger RNA from Octopus sinensis (East Asian common octopus), 3099 nucleotides. RefSeq names its product piwi-like protein 1. Gene Ontology annotation, molecular function: protein binding; piRNA binding. Gene Ontology annotation, biological process: regulatory ncRNA-mediated gene silencing. The transcript is spliced from 19 exons. The record is from RefSeq and is a predicted model, not a curated record. NCBI's taxonomy places the organism in Eukaryota, Metazoa, Mollusca, Cephalopoda, Octopoda, Octopodidae. Gene Ontology annotation, cellular component: P granule. The coding region runs from base 149 to 2887 and encodes 912 amino acids.